AUGUUGAGACAAACCUCUCCAACUUCUUCUGAGCGUUAUGUAUCUCUGGAUCUUCUUUCAUACUUGGAAUCUGGGCAGACCAUGCCGUUUCAUAUAUUUGCCGACGUGGUCAUGCCGGAUUUUCGACACCAUUUAUCCAAAUUCCAACCUUACUCGGAGCGUGAUCGUUUACAUGGAAUGUUUGGGGAAAUCGGGAAAGAUCUCUAUUACAUCAAAGAGGCCUGUGGGAAAGUAAAGCAAUGGGAAGACCUGGUCAACAACGAGAUCAAAGAGUUGAUUAUCCAGUGCUUUGACGAUGCCUUCAAAGAUGGAACAGAAGCACUUGAAACUCCCCGCAGAACCAACUUCCUUCAAGAUAAGCUUGAAAAAACCCAGAAUGUCGUUUCAAAGUUAAGGACCCAAAUCUUUUCACUCCCAGAACUCUCUUCAGUUAAUUUAGAUUCUGGAAGCUUCAAACGUUCCAGCUUUUCUAUGAGGGACGAUCGGCCGGUCGAGCAGCGAGACCAAAACAUGAUUCAAUUUCAGGCGGUCUACAACCGUCUAAAGCCUGGACCAAAGAAGUGUUUGCUAUGUUUCUCAGUCUUCCCUGAAAACGCUGUGAUAAAGAAGAAAGUAUUGGUCCACUGGUGGGUCGGCGAGGGAUUUAUAGACUCCCCGAGUAGUGAAGGGAAGACCGCGGAGGAGACUGGGAACGAGUUUUUUAGAGAUUUUAUCUCCAAAGGCAUCAUUGAGCCCGUCAACAAAAAAAAGCGCAGACCAAGCUCAGAGAAUUGCAAGAUGGAGCCGUCAAUUCGCGAUGCUGUAAUUGAGCUAGCGAAGGCAGAUAGGUUCUUCUGUUUCGAUACAGAGGGAAAUCCAACCGCAAAUUUCUGCGGCAGUGGGAGGGCGUGCCUGGUAAAAACUGAAAAAGGGUCUUCGCUUCGGCAGUUCAAUUACAGUUUCCAUUUGAAGAAGGACGAGGUUCACACUUUGUUUAAUGUAAACGAGUCUCAUCUUGAUUUCAAAGUGGACUUUUUCUUAAAGAUGAAGUGCGUGAAAGUUCUUCAACUGGGUAGGUGGGAGGCCUCCGCCAAGCAGCUUGUGGAAGUAGAGGAUGCUGGGUUCUUGAAAGGUUUGAAGAACAUGAAAGAUCUUAGGUAUUUUAGCCUUAGGGGGAUCUCUAGAAUCACGGAGAUUCCAGAUUCAAUUUGCAGACUCAGCAAUCUAAGGAUCCUGAACCUCAAUGGUUGUCAAAAUUUGGAGAAGCUUCCUGAUGGCAUUGGCUCGCUCAAAAUGCUGACACACUUGGACAUGUCCGAGUGUUACUUGAUUAGCCACAUGCCCAAAGGACUUGCUUUGCUCUCACAACUACAAGUUCUUAAAGGAUUUGUGAUUCGUAAACCAAGGCGCGGAGGCCAUUACUGCAAGCUGGUUGAUUUGGCGAAACUAGAAAAUUUGAGGAAGUUGGGCAUACAUGUAGACAGAACGCAUGCUGAAUCGGAGGAAGAGCUGCGUUCUUUACGAGAAUUCAGAAGUCUCCGAUCGUUGUCCGUGGCAUGGUCACAAAUUUACAAGUCAUCCACUCCCAGAAACGAGGCUACAAUCCAAAGGAUCGUUAGCCUGAAGCCAAAACUUAUCAAGAAGAUAAGUUCAUUGAGAAGUACACCUGAUCCCACGACGCCGGCAUCUACAUCACCCCGUCCCCUUGCUUCUUUAGCGAAAUUGGGCCUCCAGUAUUUCCCGGGUCCUAAGAUGCCUGAUUGGCUCGGGCGCUUAGACCUGCAAAACCUGAAGAAACUUUAUGUAAGGGGAGGAAACCUCUCAGACCUGCGCUCAGAGGUGUAUCACCCAGAGACCAUUGAAGCUCUACGCUUGAAGUACUUGCCUGAACUUCAGAUGAAUUGGAGAGGACUGCAAGCAUUGUUUCCAAAAUUGACUUACUUGGAGAAAGUCGAAUGUCCUAAACUCAGUCGCUUCCCAUGUGAUGAAAAUGGAGAGUGGAUAAGUGAAGCAGAUGAAGUUAGAGGUAAUUCAGACAAUGUCACUUUGGCUACAAUUUCAGAGAAUGUUUCAGAUCAGAAGAAAGCGCAUACCUCCGAGUCUAUCAACACGUUCGAAUUCAAGUCUCACAAUCUGAGAGUUAUCAAGAGAAGUUCAAGUUCAAAAGUAUGA
Molecule: messenger RNA, 2151 nt
Organism: Alnus glutinosa
Lineage: Eukaryota; Viridiplantae; Streptophyta; Magnoliopsida; Fagales; Betulaceae
Product: disease resistance RPP13-like protein 4
Exons: 1
Coding region: 1-2151 (716 amino acids)
Biological process (GO): defense response to other organism
Source: RefSeq, a predicted model, not a curated record